This is a messenger RNA of Rotaria sp. Silwood2, 498 nucleotides long. Lineage: Eukaryota; Metazoa; Rotifera; Eurotatoria; Philodinida; Philodinidae. The record is from the annotation of a GenBank genome assembly.
AUGAAUCUUCAGAAACAACCACAUCAAUUGCAAUUUGUUUUAGGUGAACAAAUAGCUGAUAUCAAUGUUGAUGAUAUUGCAUUAGAUUCUGAUGAAGAAGCAGCAUCAAAACAAGAAUGGAAAUUUUGGCGUACACAACCGGUAACACCCUUUGGAAUAAAAGUAUCUAAGGGCAAAAAUGGACCUAUAGAAGAAAAUAAAUAUAUUGAACAAUUAAAACAAGAACCAUAUGAAUUACCAGAUGGGUUUUCAUGGAGUGGAAUUAAUGUUUCCCAUGAUGAACAAUUAAAAGAAUUGUAUACAUUCCUAUAUGAAAAUUAUGUAGAAGAUAGUGAUAAUAUGUUUCGUUUUGAUUAUUCAAUGCCAUUUUUACAAUGGGCUUUGUGUUCACCAGGAUGGACUCCAAAAUGGCAUGUAGUUAUACGUCAUACAGAAAGUCGUGAACUAGCAGGAUUUUAUAGUGCUGCACCUAUUAAAAUGAAAGUUUAUGACAAGUAA